This is a messenger RNA of Oncorhynchus kisutch (coho salmon), 2032 nucleotides long. Its product is annotated as green-sensitive opsin. Gene Ontology annotation, cellular component: membrane. Gene Ontology annotation, biological process: visual perception; G protein-coupled receptor signaling pathway; phototransduction. Lineage: Eukaryota; Metazoa; Chordata; Actinopteri; Salmoniformes; Salmonidae. The coding region runs from base 79 to 1122 and encodes 347 amino acids. Gene Ontology annotation, molecular function: G protein-coupled receptor activity. The record is from RefSeq and is a predicted model, not a curated record. The transcript has 5 exons.
GAUAAUAAAGGAGCCAGACACUAGACUGCAGCUAGAGCAGAUUCUCCACUUUUCAUCUCAACCACUCCCUGGUUAAAGAUGCAGAACGGCACUGAAGGAAACAACUUCUACAUCCCCAUGUCCAACAGGACUGGACUUGUAAGAAGUCCCUUUGAAUACCCUCAGUACUACUUGGCGGAUCCAUGGCAAUUCUAUCUGCUUGCUGUCUACAUGUUUUUCCUGAUCUGUUUUGGAUUCCCCAUCAACGGUCUGACCUUGUACGUCACAGCGACAAACAAGAAGCUCCAGCAACCCCUCAACUUCAUUCUGGUCAACUUGGCUGCAGCUGGAAUGAUCAUGGUAAUGUUUGGAUUCACCAUCACCAUUACAUCUGCUGUCAAUGGCUACUUCGUCUUUGGACCUAUGGGCUGUGCCAUCGAGGGUUUCAUGGCUACACUUGGAGGUCAGGUUGCUCUGUGGUCUCUGGUGGUGCUGGCCAUUGAGAGAUACAUUGUCGUCUGCAAGCCCAUGGGCAGCUUCACAUUCACUACCACCCACGCUGGUGCCGGAUGUGCAUUCACCUGGGUCAUGGCAAUGGCCUGUGCUGCCCCCCCAUUGGUUGGCUGGUCUAGAUAUAUCCCAGAGGGUAUGCAGUGCUCAUGUGGACCUGAUUACUACACCUUGGCCGAAGGCUUCAACAAUGAAUCAUAUGUGAUCUACAUGUUCACCUGCCACUUCUGUGUUCCUGUCGUCACCAUCUUCUUCACGUACGGAAGCCUUGUCCUCACAGUCAAGGCGGCUGCAGCUUCCCAGCAGGACUCAGCAUCUACCCAGAAAGCUGAGAAGGAAGUGACACGUAUGUGCUUCCUGAUGGUUUGUGGUUUCCUGAUUGCCUGGACCCCCUAUGCCAGCUUUGCUGCCUGGAUUUUCUUCAACAAAGGAGCUGCCUUUACAGCCACAGCCAUGGCUAUUCCAGCCUUCUUCUCAAAGAGCUCAGCCAUCUUCAACCCAGUCAUCUAUGUGUUGAUGAACAAACAGUUUCGUAGCUGCAUGUUGGCUGCUGUAGGAAUUAGUUCAGGAGCUGAAGAUGAGACCUCUGUUUCAGCAAGCAAGACAGAAGUGUCCUCUGUGGGCCCUGCAUAACAACUUCCAAGGAUUUAUUUUUUACAUGGACUGGCAUAUUUUCAAUUAGGUGGAUUUAUUUUCUAAUCAGAAGAUGCCCUCUUACAGUACAGUCCUCAAAACACAAAACAUUGCUUAAUCAAACAUAGCCCAUUUUUAUUGUGCAAUAUAUGUUGUAUUUCCUUAGACCACCGGAGCACAGGAGAACUUUCAAGUUGUGAUUUUUCAUUUUUUCGCCAGCAAGUUGAAUCCUCAAGAGUUUUCAUGACGAACCACUUGAAGGUUUUGUUUUAGCUCCGUAGCUUUGGGCACUCUUCAAAGUGAGACAAACAAUUCCUCUCUGAGCAACACCUGCAUUAAUGAACAGCAAUACCACUAAAAGGCAAGUCAUGCUACUUUGACACAAAGUGGAUUCUUGCCAAAUAUGGGUGGUUGCAGGUAGCAUAGCAGUUAAGAGCAUUGAGCCAGUACCUGAAGAGUCACUUGUCCGAAUCCCUUAGCCAACUAGGUGAAAAAUAUGUCCGUGUGCCCUUGAUUGAGCGACGCAUUUAACCCUAAUUGCUCCUGUCACUCUGGAGAAGAGCGCCUGCUAAAUUACUAAAAUAUAUAUGUAAUUACACUGCACACAUCAAGGUGUCUCUACUCUUUCAAAAAUAUGCACUUGGUAUAUUGACUGUCAUUUAAGAGGGUGACAUACAUACCAAAUCAUAGCUGAGGUGGAAAGAUACCUAUUGUGAAUGGUUGAGCUUGGAAUGACAUACUGAACUACUUUCAUACUUUGACGAUGAAGGAUUGAGAUUUAAUUGGUACAAUGUGAGGCUACAUACGUGUGGCUUUUGUUGGCCACUUGUAUAUUAUCAUUUGCUGAAUACAUUUUAUAAAUACUUCUUAUGAAAAUGUUAUUCUAGAUUAAUAAAUGCAUGCAUGAAAA